This is a messenger RNA of Meleagris gallopavo (turkey), 3407 nucleotides long. NCBI's taxonomy places the organism in Eukaryota, Metazoa, Chordata, Aves, Galliformes, Phasianidae. The record is from RefSeq and is a predicted model, not a curated record.
CCCAGCAGCAUGGAGUGUGUGGCCCUGCUCGCUGCCCACUGCCCCGUGCCCAGACGGCACCGCACAGCCAUCGGAUCGGGCCGGGCCUGCGGGGCAUCACAGCGCUGCCCCUGAGCCGUGCCCCCGCUGCGUCCCCAUGGAGAGGAUGAGCUGGCUGAGCAAACUGACCCCACGCGGGGUUGGGCAGCGUGCUGCCCGCAGCGCCAGCCUGCAGAGCCCCGUCACCGCCGACCCCGAGACCUGCCUGAUGGUCUUCAAGAACCACUGGGCGCAGGUGCUGCGCAUCCUGGAGCGCCGCGGCUGCGCGCCAGCCCCCGACGACCUGAGCGCGGUGCGGAACAACACCUACCAGCUGCUCAACCUGCUGGCCGAGGACCGGCCGCGCGGCGAGGCCAACGCGGGGCCCAUCCUGGAGUUUGUGGUGGCCGAGAAUCUGCUGGAGCGGCUGCUGGGCUGGCACCUGCAGGGCGACUUUGGCGAGGAGCGCAAGGUGGAGCAGCUGAAGCUGUAUGAGAUGCUCAUCAGCCAGGCCCGGCAGCCCCUCCUGCGGCACCGCGCCGUGCUCACGCCGCUGCUGCGCCUGCUCAGCCUCUGCGCCGAGCCCAGCUCCGCGCCGCUGGAGAACAGCCUGGUGCUGCUGCUCAACCAGCUCUGCGUCUCGGUGGCCAAAGAGCCCGCCAUCCUGGAGCUCUUCUUUCACAGCCACACCGACCAGGGCCCUGCCAACCUCAUCAUCUUCUCCCUCCUCAUCCCUUUCAUCCACCAUGAGGGCGUGCUGGGGCAGCAGGCCCGCGAUGCGCUGCUGCUCAUCAUGGCCAUGUCGGCCAGCAACCACGCCGUCGCCAAGUCCAUCACCGACAAUUCCUACUUCUGCCCGGUCUUGGCCACGGGGUUGAGCGCGCUGUACUCCUCGCUGCCCCGCAAGAUCGAGGUGCGCGGGGACGACUGGCACUGCCUGCGCCGCGAGGACUGGAUCGGGGUCUCCUCCCUUGUGCUCUUCAUGAACUCAUUGGAAUUCUGUAACGCCGUCAUCCAGGUCGCCCACCCGCUGGUGCAGAAGCAGUUGGUGGAUUACGUGCACAACGGGUUCCUGGUGCCCGUCAUGGGACCGGCGCUGCACAAGACCUCCAUCGAGGAGAUGAUCGCCAGCACCGCCUACCUGGACCUGUUCCUGCGCAGCGUCAGUGAGACGGCUCUGCUGAAAACCUUCCUGCGCUUCGUGCUGCUGCACCGCCACGACAACACCACCAUCCUCGACACGCUCGUCAGCCGCAUCAACAGCAACUCGCGGCUUUGCAUGGUGUCCCUGAGCCUCUUCCGGACGCUGCUCAGUCUCAACUGUGAGGACGUGAUGCUGCAGCUGGUGCUUAGGUACCUGCUGCCCUGCAGCCACGUCAUGCUGAGCCAGAAGCGGGCGGUGCGGGACCUGGACAUCUAUGGCAAGACGGCCGCCAAGUUCCUCUCGCUCAUCCCACGCUGCUGCCGCCCUGAGAAUGUACCACUGCCAGAGCGGGACGAGGAGCAUGCGGCAUGGGCAAAGGGGCAGAGCAGCCCCAGCGUGGAUGCGUCCUCGGCAGUGCCGGUGCCGCGGCCCUCCACACCGUCACGCCUCGCUUUCUUCAUGCGGCAGCAGAGCGGCGGCCCAGAGGCAGCCGGCACAGUGCCGCGCUCCCCUGGCACACCGAGUGGCAGCCCUGCACACCGGGCUGCCCGCUGGGAGGAGGUGGCAGAGCUGGACAGGAACUACCUGGAGUACCUGCGGGAUGCACGCCGCAGCAUCGACCGCUGUGCGUGGGCGUGCCGCGUCUGGUCGGCCCCCUAUGAUGGCGAGGAACCUGCGGCCCCCGGAACCACCCCCGACGUGGCCCCUCUGCCUGACAGCGCCCCGGCCCCGACCCCGCGGACUAAGAAGCGGGGGUUACCUGAGGAGGGGGCAGGGAGGGCUCCCAGCCCCAGCGAGCCCCACGCUGUUGGGCCCAACCCUAAUGCACGGGACUCAGGGGCACUGGUGAAUGGGGCGCAUGGGCACACAGAGCCAGGGCGGCCCGAAGGGGACGUGGUGGUGAAGAAAGUGCGCAGGAGUCCGCGAGGCGAGGGGCUGGCACACAACGGGGCUCGGGCGCAGGCUGCGGGCUGGGAGCCCCCACGCUCGGUGGACUCACUGCUGGAGGAGCUGCUGGCCAAGGCACCAGCUGAACCCAACGGGGCGGGUGUCAGUAUUGAGGCCUUCACCCAGGAGCUGCGAGAGAUUGAGGCCGAGAUGGAGAACGGGGCCAGGGCUGAGCCGCCUGCCGUGCCUGAGCCACUGCUGUCCCAUGAGGAGGAGGAGGCCUACGCCAGCUUCGCCGCUCUGCCUGAGGGCGAGGAGGCACUGGGCCGUGUGCGGGUGCUGGACCCGCUGGCGCAGGCCGUGGCCAGCCCACCACGCACUGUGGGUCCACCUCACAGCCAACCCUUCACAGGGCCCUUCAUGACGGUGCUCUUCGGUAAGCUGGAGAACAUGCUGCACAACUCCCUCUACGUGAACUUCCUGCUGACGGGGCUGGUGGCCCAGCUGGCCUGCUACCCACAGCCGCUGCUGCGCUCCUUCCUGCUCAACACCAACAUGGUCUUCCAGCCCAGCGUCAAAUCGUUGCUGCAGGUGCUUGGCUCGGUGAAGAACAAGAUUGAAAGCUUUGCUGCCAGCCAGGAGGACUUCCCCACGCUGCUCUUCAAGGCCAAGAAGUACCUGAUUGCCCGUGGCAAGCUGGACUGGGCUGAUGCACCAGGUGUCAUGCCGGCGCUGCGCCGCUCAGAGACGUUGGGUGAGAUGGGGACAGAGCUGCUGCUAUGGGGCUGGGGGUGCUGAGGGUGCACUGUGUGUGGGGGUGCCCAUGGUGCUACAUGGGGUGCGGGAGCUGCUCUGAGAAGACGGGGAGCUCAUGUCCCUUUGUGUGGAGGGCUGGGGGUUGCCAUGGUGAAUGGGCUGUGGCACCGGAGUUCAGGGGCUGCACAUUGCAUUGCACGGGGGCUGUGUGCUGUUCUGGGUGCUGCAUGCAAGACUUGGGUCUGCCUCUUGCAUGCUGCUGUAUGCUACAUGGCACUAGGGGCUGCAUUGCACUGCCGUCUGCACGUGGCACUGCUCGCAGGGCUGGGUUCUGCUUCUCCAUUGCAGCACACAGCUCCUAGACCGUAGCAGCAAUGCACAGGAGGCUGCAUGCAAACUCAUCUCUGCCUCCCCCUUGCUGCAUUGCACUGGGGGCUGCACGUGGCCCGGCGUGCAGCCUGGGCUUUGCCUCACAUCACGCACCGGGUUGUGCCCCACGCAGCACCCUGGGCCGCGCACUGGGCUGUGCCCCGUGUUCCGUGCCGUGCCCCAUGCCUUGCCCUGGGCCGUGUCCCAGGCUGUGCCUGCGGCAUCUCGCGUU